GUAGCAGAGAAGUCGAAAAUAUCAAAUUAAAUUAAAUCAAAAAUAUGGGAAGAAGGAGAGAGAAGGGUGGGAGGGUAGAGGGUCUGGAGGUGAACUUACCGAGCUUCUUCCGAUGCCCGAUAUCGUUGGAGGUGAUGCGGUCACCCGUCAGCUUGUCCACCGGCGUCACAUACGACCGCUCCUCCAUCCAGAGCUGGUUCGACUCCGGCCACCGGACCUGCCCCGCCACCCGCCUCCCCCUCCCCUCCCCCGUCCACCUCGUCCCCAACCUCACCCUCCGACGCCUCAUCCGACUCUGGUCCUCCUCCUCUCCGCCCCUCCUUCCCACGACGACGCCCUCGUCGGAUCACCCCGCACCCUCCGUCGAUGAUUUCCUUCUUCAGAUCCGAUCACUCUCCCCCUUCGACCCCCUCCCCUUCCUUCGCCACCUCUCCGCAUUCUUUUCUUCCUCUCACGAUUCCGACAAGAACCGCCUCGCCUCCUCCCCCUUUUUCGCCCCCGCCCUAGUCUCCUUCCUCGCCGACCGCGCCGCCGGGCCCGAAGUCUCGCUCUUGGUCAUCAAGAUCCUCGCCUUGGUCCUGGGAACGGGCCACGUCGGCGAUCGCGGCAGGGAGUUCGCUAUCGAGGCCCUCCUCGCCGACCUCGAGGGUGUCGUAGCCGCCCUAAUAGAAAGCCUCCGGAACAACGAGACGGAAGUAGGAUCUGGAAUCGAUGGCGCGAAGGUUCUCGAUUCGAUCCUCUCGUCCUCUUCCUGCGACGGGGAUAAAAGGAGUUCGAUCGUGGAGAACCCAGAUUUCUUCCCCGAUCUGGUCCGCCUCCUCGUGCCUCGCGACGACGAAGGCUGCGGCGGUGCGGUGAACCCGGAGGCCGCCGACGCCGGGCUGCGGUGCUUACUAGCGGCAGCCAAGGGAAGGCGCGCGCGGGCGCGGAUGGCGCGGGCCGGGGCGGUGCCGGCGCUGACGAGGAUUCUGGUCGCCGCCGAGGUGCCAGCCGCCACGGCAGAGCGGGCGCUGCUGGCGAUGGAAGCGGCAGCGGGGAGCGGGGAGGGUCGUGCGGCGAUCUGCGAAGAGGCGGAAUCGUGCGUGGGGGCGGUGAUGGAGCGGUUGAUGAAAGUGGGGAGCGAGGGGAGGGAGGCGGCGGUGGCGGUGCUGUGGACGGCGUGCGUGGCGGAAGGGGACCGGCGGGCGAGGGAGGCGGUGGCGGGGGCGAAGGGAGGCGCGGCGAAGAUAUUGAUGGUGAUGCAAGGGGAGUGCUCGCCGGCGACGGCGAGAAUGGCCGGCGAACUGCUGAGGAUCUUUAAGGUGGACGCCAAGGGUUGCUGCGUGGGCUACGACACCAAGACCACUCACAUAAUGCCUUACUAAUGACGCUCUAAUUUAAUCUUAAGCAAAUGCUUUUGCAGAUAAUUAGCACAUUAAAAAAAAAUUAUUUGUAAAUCGCCCCCAAAAAUUGUUAUUUGUAGAUGCGCAUACAUUAAUCUAAUUUUGGGAUUAUGGAAA
Molecule: messenger RNA, 1499 nt
Organism: Zingiber officinale
Lineage: Eukaryota; Viridiplantae; Streptophyta; Magnoliopsida; Zingiberales; Zingiberaceae
Product: U-box domain-containing protein 28-like
Exons: 1
Coding region: 45-1364 (439 amino acids)
Biological process (GO): protein ubiquitination
Molecular function (GO): ubiquitin protein ligase activity
Source: RefSeq, a predicted model, not a curated record